GGAGGGGCUUCUUCUGUCAGCUGUUGCGUUGUGGCGCCCAGAGGCACCGCACACUUUCUGGACAUUGUUGUGCACACUCACCGUCAGGCAAAACGGUAGCCAUAUAAAACGGUCUUCCAGUCGAUAUAAGGUCAGUUAAACUCAAAGACCGUAUUCAACUUCGAGGAUACUAAGGGAAGGGGUCGUCACAAGUCGAUGUCCGUUAUUUUGGGGUGAUUCAAUGCGUAACUGUCUUGAGCGCAACACUUGAAGAACAUAGAUACAAAUUUGUUUUUAGGAAAUCAUCUGGUUUACAAUUUUUUUUUCUCAUUGUCUACUAUAUAUUUAUAUUACUUUGGCAAUUGUCAGCUUGGGGAGAGUAAACUUGGACAGAGUAAACUUUUUUCUUACUUUUCUUAUUUGGAGCAGCAGCCAGUUGAUCAUGGCAGAAGACUUCUACACUCUGGGAACGCUGGGUAGUAGGCAGAGGGUCCCCCGAGACCCUUUCAGAGAGAGUCCGUCACUGGCCUCUCGGUUUAUGGACGAUGACUUUGGGAUGUCCCCUUUCCCUGAAGACUUGUCAAUGGACUGGCCCGGUUGGGCUCGGCCUAGCCGGCUCAGCACGCGGCUUUCCGCACCAUUCACGGGCACUCUGCGCACAGGGUUUCCACCAACGCGUGCAUCGACUGGGCAGCCGCCUGUGUACAGCACGAGAUACAGCGAGUCCCCCCGCAGCUCUCCGACCCAGACGCCGGGAGAGCCGUGGAAAGUUUGUGUGAACGUCCACAGUUUCAAACCAGAGGAACUUAACAUCAAAACCAAAGAUGGGUUUGUAGAAGUAUCAGGGAAACAUGAAGAGAAGCAGGAGGAAGGAGGCACCGUGACAAAGAACUUCACAAAGAAGAUACAGAUUCCAACCGACGUUGACCCUGUGACGGUCUUCGCCUCCUUGUCGCCAGAGGGGGUGUUGAUCAUCGAGGCGCGGCAGAGCCCUCCCUACUACCUCUUCAGUAACGAAGGUCCCCAGGGAGAGAUGGAGGAGGCCAGCCAGAGCCA
This is a messenger RNA of Salvelinus sp. IW2-2015, 1035 nucleotides long. Its product is annotated as heat shock protein beta-8. The record is from RefSeq and is a predicted model, not a curated record. Gene Ontology annotation, molecular function: protein homodimerization activity. Gene Ontology annotation, cellular component: cytoplasm; nucleus; protein folding chaperone complex. Gene Ontology annotation, biological process: cellular response to unfolded protein. Lineage: Eukaryota; Metazoa; Chordata; Actinopteri; Salmoniformes; Salmonidae.